AUGGAGUGCCUUACCAAGGGUCCAGAAAGCUACAGAGGAAUUCUCAGCUUUUCUGUCCUUGGAAACAAGUGUGACUACUGGAAGGAUUACUUCUCAGAUGACGAUUAUUUGAACUUUGGUUUCGGAGGAACUGUCCACAAUGCCAGGAACUAUUGCAGAGGUUUCCCGAGACCCUACAAUAAUUCCGAGAUUUCCAACAAUGAUGACCGCCCUUGGUGCUACGUCAAUGGAGUCGUGGAAAGUUGCGGAGUAAACACCUGUCUCGCCCUUCCUCUGCGAAUAUACUUCCAAGUUGACACCUGCAUCCCGCCCUGGAACACUGAUGGCACGGACUACCAAGGAUACCUGGACUUCGUCAUGACAAACAGGGGCAAUCGCUUAUCAUGUGACCCCUGGUACUCACAAGGCGAUUUCUCAAUGAGCGGCGCAUGUCCAAUGGCCUGGGUACAACUCUUCCCUUCCAGAAACUCGUCCCACAACUACUGCAGAAAUCCCGACCGCAGGUACGAACUGGCGCCGUAA
Messenger RNA from Aplysia californica (California sea hare), 522 nucleotides. RefSeq names its product plasminogen-like. The record is from RefSeq and is a predicted model, not a curated record. The transcript is spliced from 4 exons. Bases 1 to 522 code for a protein of 173 amino acids. NCBI's taxonomy places the organism in Eukaryota, Metazoa, Mollusca, Gastropoda, Aplysiida, Aplysiidae.